AAUAGGUGGCAAGUGGCAGCUGGAGAUUAGUGCGUAAUAAAAUACUUUAUAAUAGUCGUGCUACAGUAGUAGAAGACAAAACAUUUCGAUUAAUAAAUUUAAAAGAAAGAUGAUGAAAAACUGGAGCCUGGACUUAAUCAUCGGGAUCAGUGUAAUUUUUGUCUGUCUUAUAACUGAAGGAAGAACGGUAGCAGUACUACAAGAAAAUUUGGAAAUCCCUGGCAGAUGUGAGCCAAUAAAAAUUAAUUUAUGCUCAGGUUUGCCGUACAAUGAAACAGCAAUUCCAAAUUUAUUCAAUCAUCAAAAUCAAGAUGAUGCUAGUCUGGAAAUAAAUCAGUUCGCACCUUUGGUAAAAAUCAAUUGCAGUCCUUAUUUCCGUGCUUUCUUGUGUGCGAUGUACGUACCAGUUUGUACGGUUUUAAAAAAACCAUUGCCACCUUGUCGGUCAAUUUGCGAACGUGCUAAAGCUGGAUGUGAACCGAUAAUGAUACGCUUUGGGUUCCAAUGGCCAUCGAAUUUGGAGUGCUCAAAACUUCCAGUGUAUGGUGAUCCUAAUAAUUUGUGUGUUGAAUUUGUAGCAAAUUCAGAAUCCAGUACAAAUAAAUCACCAAGUCAUGAUUUGACCAAUGGGACACAGGAAGUGAGCUCAAUAUUAGAAUCAUCAACGUCAGCAACUACUUUUUAAUUAAAACACUAAUUAAUUUUUAUGAUCUUGAAGUUAAUGGACAAUUAACAAUCUUUGGAUUUUUUUUAUACAAAUCAAUUACAAAAAAAAAUACUGAAAAUAUGCAAUAGUAGAAAAUUUUAAAAAUUAAGGGUGCAAUUUUUUAAAAUAUUGUUUUUUAUGAUCUAUCUUUUAUAAAAAAAUCCAAAAAUUGAUAGAAGCCGAAUAACUUCAGUAUCAUAAUUAUUUAAUACUAUUAUUGUUUCUGUAAAAAAAAGAAAAAAUAAAUUUUGACCACCGAAAAAAAUCAAAAAUAUUAUUCCGGUACCGGGAAUCGAACCCGGGUCGCCUGGGUGAAAACCAGGAAUGAUAACCCCUACACUAUACCGGAGAUGACAACUUUAGAGUGUUAUGUCUUAUUUAUUGACUCAAAUUUUCAUAUUUUGGAGAUUUUAUUUUUUUUUUGAAUGAUAGUCUGCUUGUUAAUGCGCGUAAUUAUCACAGCAAAAUAAAAUUUAAAAAAUUAUGAUACUGAA
Molecule: messenger RNA, 1200 nt
Organism: Microplitis demolitor
Lineage: Eukaryota; Metazoa; Arthropoda; Insecta; Hymenoptera; Braconidae
Product: frizzled-7-A
Exons: 2
Coding region: 110-685 (191 amino acids)
Biological process (GO): non-canonical Wnt signaling pathway; canonical Wnt signaling pathway
Cellular component (GO): plasma membrane
Molecular function (GO): Wnt-protein binding; Wnt receptor activity
Source: RefSeq, a predicted model, not a curated record